AUGCGAGGCUGGAAGUAUCAUCUUCGGAAUGACAUCUUGGCGCAUGUCAAAACAGCCAUGGAGGCUGACGAAUCGGGGCUCCUUGCGUCUUGUGGUAAUAUGAAGGACCUUGUGAAGACAUUUCAAAGACGUUUUACUCCGGAGAACUUCUUUGAGGUUUCCAAUUCGUGUGCCACUAUUUGA
Molecule: messenger RNA, 183 nt
Organism: Pseudogymnoascus destructans
Lineage: Eukaryota; Fungi; Ascomycota; Leotiomycetes; Thelebolales; Thelebolaceae
Exons: 2
Coding region: 1-183 (60 amino acids)
Source: RefSeq, a predicted model, not a curated record